AUGGCGCAAAACGCCACCAUCGCCUGCCAUCGGCUCGGUUUUCACCGGCAAUCAUGUCUUCCCGACUCGCAGCCGGAACUAGAUGACGGAUCCCGAGAUGUGACCAUCCAGCCUCAGGCCGACCACCUCCGACGAAGGAGAUGGCCACCACCACUGGCUGCACCGGCCAUAUCAGAUCUGACUAGAGGUGCCACCAAGCCGCCGCCCGCCGCCGCCUGUGACCGGGCUGCCCGACGCGCCGCAGUCGCUGUCGCCCGCGAUAGGGCCAGCCACCGCCGCCGCCGCCAUCAUCGUCGCCGCCAGAUCUGCCACGCCUACGCAUGCGCAAGGGACUCCACACCACCCAUGAGACGCGGGAGAGAGGAGGAUCCCCGCCACCGCCGUCGGUCCCCAGGGUGUGUGGAGUUUCCAGGCACUUCGUGUGGCGACCCUAGCUUCACUGGCGGCGACGGUGUCACCUACUACUUCCACGGCAGGAAGGACCAGGAUUUCUGCAUCGUCUCCGACGUCGAUCUCCACAUCAACGCGCACUUUAUCGGCAACCACAACCCCGUGUAUAAGAGGAACUUCACAUGGAUACAAGCCAUCGGUGUCACCUUCGGCGACCACCGCCUCUAUGUAGGCGCUCGUAAGGCCGUCGUGUGGGAGGAGGACGAGGAUCACAUCGAUAUAACCUUCAACGGGGGGCCCAUCAAUAUAGACACCGCCAACAAUGCCCAGUGGGUGUCCAAGGCCCAAUCCGGUCUAUCCCUGCAACGCACAGACGUCGUUAACUCCAUCAAGGUGGAUCUCGCCAAUGUGUUCAGCAUCUCGGCCAGCGCCGUGCCGAUCACGGACGAGGACUCUAAGAUCCACAGCUAUGGCAAGACCGCGAAGGACAGUCUCGUCCACCUUGACUUUCGCUUCAAGUUCCAUUCCCUCAGUGACGUUGUCGAUGGCGUGCUUGGCCAAACCUAUCGGUCUAACUACGUCAAUAAGAUGAAUGUCACUGCCAAGAUGCCCAUCAUGGGUGGCGCGCCAAAGUACUUCUCGUCGGGCCUCUUCUCCACAGAUUGUGCCGUCUCCAAGUUUCGGCACAUUGGCGGUGUCCAUGCCUUGGCUGCGUAAAUGGACCCCCGAGGAUAAUACUACAAGCAUGCUACUAGUACUAGUUGAGUGUGUGUAAGGACUGCCCGCAAAAAAAUAAGAGACUGUGUGUAG
Triticum dicoccoides is the source of this 1200-nucleotide messenger RNA. RefSeq lists its product as uncharacterized. The coding region runs from base 1 to 1107 and encodes 368 amino acids. Lineage: Eukaryota; Viridiplantae; Streptophyta; Magnoliopsida; Poales; Poaceae. The record is from RefSeq and is a predicted model, not a curated record. The transcript has 2 exons.